Messenger RNA from Heterocephalus glaber (naked mole-rat), 4376 nucleotides. It is a transcript of the gene Atp13a5, whose product is annotated as ATPase 13A5. Gene Ontology annotation, molecular function: polyamine transmembrane transporter activity; P-type transmembrane transporter activity; ATPase-coupled monoatomic cation transmembrane transporter activity. Gene Ontology annotation, cellular component: late endosome membrane. Gene Ontology annotation, biological process: intracellular calcium ion homeostasis; polyamine transmembrane transport. NCBI's taxonomy places the organism in Eukaryota, Metazoa, Chordata, Mammalia, Rodentia, Bathyergidae. The record is from RefSeq and is a predicted model, not a curated record.
GGUUUCUAGCAGAGUGGCCAUUCCCAUUCAUUGGCUGAGACAUUUAUGGACAGCCUGUGAAAUUAUUUAUCUUUCUAGCUCAAUAACUUUCCCCCAUCAUUCCUUAAAUCUGAGGCGCUCACAUCUAGCUUAGUAAAUAAACACAAGGAAGAAAAAACCCACAUCAAGCGGAUAGAUGAACAGACCAAUCCUGUGGCUGAGGAGAAAAUUUCCUCUUUUUCCAUUGUUGGUCUAAUAGGCAAGGUGUGUGCCAACAGAUUUUAUAAGUACCUGAGCACAGCAGCGAGAAGUAGCAACCGAGUUCAAAGACACACAGGUGGUUUUGGUAUUUUCCCAAGGAGUUGGCCAGGAGAGACCCGAACCAAUCUGCUCUAGAUGGAGGGGAACAGUAAGAAGGAGCAUCGGGCUUUGCUCAACCAAGGAGAAGAGGAUGAGCUGGAGGUGUUUGGCUACAAUACCCAGACUCUGCGGAGAGCCGUGAGCCUCGUAGCAUCUGUGCUGACUGCGGGGGUCCUUCCGCUGGUGUUCUACUGGAGGCCCGAGUGGAGGGUGUGGGCCAACUGUGUCCCAUGCCCUUUGCAAGAAGCAGACACUGUUUUGCUGAGGACAACGGACGAAUUUCAAAGAUACAUGAGGAAGAAAGUGCUCUGUCUCUACUUAUCCACGCUGAAGUUUCCUAUAAGCAAGAACCCGGAAGACACCCUGGUGGCUGACUGCCACUCUGUCAUUAACCGAGCCAUACUGAAACCAGAAUUAAAACUGCGAUGCAUCCAAGUGCAGAAAAUCAGGUACGUGUGGGAUCACCUGGAGAAGCGUUUUCAGAAAGUGGGGCUGCUGGAAGAUAGCAACUCCUGCUAUGACAUCCACCACACGUUUGGCUUGGGUCUGAGUAGUGAAGAGCAAGAGGUCAGCCACAAUGUCUCUAAAGAGCAGAAGUGGCUUGUGGCCUGCCUGGUGGUCACUAGCCAGAGCUGUAGGUGUGACACUCACAGCCGAUUCAUCUUCUACAGAAGACUCGUGUGUGGGCCCAACGCCAUCGAGGUUGAAAUCCAGCCCAUAUGGAAGCUGCUCGUUAAACAGGUUUUAAAUCCAUUCUAUGUAUUCCAAGCCUUCACCCUAACUCUGUGGCUGUCUCAGGGUUACGUAGAAUACUCUGUGGCUAUCAUCAUUUUGACCAUUAUCUCCAUUGUCUUAAGUGUGUAUGAUUUGAGACAGCAAUCAGUUAAGCUGCACAGGCUCGUGGAAGAUCACAACAAAGUCCAGGUUACCAUCAUGGUAAAAGACAAAGGUUUGCAGGAGCUGGAAUCCCGCCUCUUGGUUCCUGGGGAUAUUCUUAUUCUUCCAGGGAAAUUGUCACUGCCAUGUGAUGCUGUUCUGAUUGACGGGAGCUGUGUGGUGAACGAAGGCAUGCUCACAGGAGAAAGCAUACCUGUUACGAAGACACCACUGCCGCAUGUGGAGAACACCAUGCCCUGGAAGUCCCACAGCUUGGAAGACUAUCGGAAACAUGUGCUUUUCUGUGGCACAGAAGUGAUCCAAGUCAAGCCCUCUGGGCAGGGGCCUGUAAGAGCUGUUGUUUUGCAGACAGGUUAUAAUACAGCAAAAGGGGACUUGGUGAGAUCUAUCCUCUACCCCCGGCCUCUGAACUUCAAGUUAUACAGUGAUGCCUUCAAGUUCAUGGUGUUUCUGGCCUGCCUUGGUGUUCUGGGAUUUUUCUAUGCCCUAGGGAUAUACAUGUACCAUGAAGUUUCUCCAAGAGAUACAACAACCAUGGCCCUGCUCCUCCUGACUGUGACCGUCCCUCCUGUGCUGCCGGCGGCUCUGACCAUCGGCAUUGUGUAUGCUCAGAAGAGGCUGAAGAAGAAGAAGAUCUUCUGCAUCUCCCCGCAGAGAAUCAACAUGUGUGGGCAGAUCAACCUCGUGUGCUUUGACAAAACAGGCACUUUGACGGAAGAUGGGCUAGAUCUCUGGGGGAUGGUCCCUACUGCUGACAACUGUUUCCAGGAAGUCCACAGUUUUGAUUCUGGCAAGGCUGCACCUUGGGGCCCCCUGUGUGCGGCCAUGGCCAGCUGCCACUCUCUGAUCCUUCUGGAUGGGACAAUCCAGGGGGACCCUCUGGACCUCAAGAUGUUUGAGGGCACUGCCUGGAAACUGGAAGAUUGCAAUGUAGACUCCUGCAAAUUUGGCAUGUCAGAUUCAAACACAAUCAUAAAACCGGGACCAAAAGCCAGUCAGAGUACCGUGGCAGCCAUCGUCAUCUUGCGCCAGUUUCCAUUUUCCUCAAGUCUGCAGCGGAUGUCUGUGGUCACUCAGCUGGCCAGGGAGGGUCACUUUCAUGUCUACAUGAAGGGUGCCCCAGAAACGGUGGUCAGAUUCUGCAGAUCUGAAACAGUGCCCAAGAAUUUCCCAGAGGUGUUGAAAAAUUACACAGUACAAGGAUUCCGUGUGAUUGCCCUCGCCCAGAAAGUCCUGAGGAUGAGGAAGCUUUCAGAAGUGGAGGAUUUAGCAAGGGAGAAUGCAGAGUCAGAGUUAACAUUUCUGGGACUUCUCAUAAUGGAGAAUCGCUUGAAAAAGGAAACGAAGCUGGUCUUGAAGGAACUAAGCGAGGCCCACAUCAGGACCGUGAUGAUUACAGGUGACAAUCUUCAAACGGCUAUUACUGUUGCAAAGAAUUCUGAAAUGAUUCCUCCGGGCAGCCAGGUGAUCAUUGUUGAAGCUAAUGAACCAGAAGAGAAUUUUGCUGCUUCUGUGACCUGGCAACUGGUAGAGAAGCAAGAAACUGGACCGGGGAAGCAUGAAACCUACAUAAAUAUUGGAAAAAGUUCAUUACCUGAUGGGGGAAGAGGGAGCGGUUACCAUUUUGCAAUGACUGGGAAAUCAUACCAAGUGAUAUUUCAGCAUUUCAACAGCUUGCUUCCAAAAAUUCUGGUAAAUGGAACCAUUUUUGCAAGAAUGUCUCCAGGGCAAAAAUCAAGCCUUGUUGAAGAAUUUCAGAAAUUAAAUUACUAUGUGGGCAUGUGCGGAGAUGGAGCCAACGACUGCGGGGCUUUGAAAAUGGCUCAUGCAGGCAUCUCGCUGUCAGAGCAGGAAGCAUCGGUCGCAUCCCCCUUCACCUCCAAAACCGCCAACAUCGAGUGUGUGCCUCAUCUAAUCAGAGAAGGCCGUGCUGCUCUAGUUUCAUCAUUUGGGGUGUUUAAAUACUUGACCAUGUAUGGAAUAAUCCAAUUUGUUGCAACGUCACUGCUCUAUUGGCAACUACAACUCUUUGGGAAUUACCAGUAUCUCAUGCAAGAUAUAGCUAUUACUUUGACGGUCUGUUUAACAAUGAGUUCAACUGAUGCCUACCCACAGCUGGCUCCCUAUCGACCCGCAGGGGAGCUCCUUUCACCCCCUUUGCUGCUUUCCAUCUUCCUCAAUUCCUGUUUCACCUGCAUCGUGCAGGUGUGCGCCUUUCUCUAUGUGAAGCAGCAGCCUUGGUAUUGUGAGGUCUACCUGUACAGUGAGUGCUUUCUGACCAACCAAAGUAAUUUCUCGACUGAUGUGAGUUUGGGAAGAAACUGGACUGGAAAUGCUACUCUGGUUCCUGGCUCCAUUUUAAGUUUCGAGGGCACUACACUGUGGCCCAUCACUACCAUCAACUGCAUCACGAUAGCAUUUAUCUUUUCUAAGGGCAAGCCUUUUCGAAAAGCCAUCUAUACCAACUAUAUAUUUUCGUUUCUGCUGAUAUCUGCCUUGGGCCUGACAAUUUUCAUUCUGUUUUCUGAUUUUCAAGAUAUAUACCAAGGGAUGGAGUUCAUCCCAACCGUAACGUCAUGGAGAGCUUCAAUUUUGGUAGCAGGCUUUGUCCACUUCUGUGUGGCUUUCUUUGUAGAAGAUGGCAUUCUUCAAAACCGAGAGCUCUGGCUCUUCAUCAAGAAAGAAUUUGGAUUCUACUCAAAAAGUCCAUACAGGAAGUGGCAAAAAAAACUGGCAGAAGACACUACCUGGCCUCCCACAAACAAGACAAUUUAUUCAGGAGAUGGAUUCUUUGUCAACAGAGGCUACGAAAGCCCUAAACAGGUCCCCAAAGAAAAACUCAAAUUGGGAGGCCAAACCACAGAGCAGCAUUUCUGGACAAGACUGUAGUCAGAAUUGUUGUUGCAUGCAUCUCACAGCAUCAUCUUUUUUCCUCCAAAUUAGAGCAUUGUGGAGAGGUGAGGCUAGCACAUCCUUAUCUCUUCUUUCUCUCUCUGAACAACCAAAAACCCUUUUCUUGGCGUAGUGAAUCUUGCAGCAAAGGACCUUGAAUUUAUCUGUUUUGACUCUGUCUUUCACUAUUGAAAGAAAAUGUGCAUCUCUUGGAUUAUCAUUGUUAAUAAACCUUAUAUUGCAUUAUG